Blepharisma stoltei is the source of this 456-nucleotide messenger RNA. The record is from the annotation of a GenBank genome assembly. Lineage: Eukaryota; Ciliophora; Heterotrichea; Heterotrichida; Blepharismidae.
AUGGCACAGCCUGUUCACACUCACCUUCCAAGGGUAGAAAGCGUCCAAACCUAUGGCAAGAAAAAGCACGCUCAAGCAGUCGCUUUAAUUACAAAAGGAAAAGGCAUGAUCAGAGUUAAUGGUGUCCCACUUCACCUUGUCGAGCCACAAACCCUCAGAGUGAAAGUGCUGGAGCCUAUUCUAUUGCUUGGAGAAUCUCGCUUCAGCAAGGUUGACUUCAAAAUCAGAGUUCAUGGCGGUGGUUACGUAAGCCAAAUCUACGCAGUCCGACAAGCAAUAGCCAAAGGAAUCAUUGCAUUCUACCAAAAAUAUGUAGAUGAAGCAUCCAAGAGGCAAAUCAAAGAAAUGAUUUUGGCUUACGACAGAAGUCUGCUGGUGGCUGAUCCUAGAAGAAAAGAGCCAAAGAAGUACGGUGGCCCAGGCGCAAGAGCAAGAAGACAAAAGAGUUAUCGUUAA